AUGAUUUGGGAUGAGGUGUUCAACAGCAAAAGCUCAGUCGUCCUGGACCUUGGCCCUGGUGGGCGGGCCGCCUUCCCCGACUUCCAGCCGCCAGCUAGGCGCCCCAAGCGGCGGCCCACUGUCAUCUCACCGCUGAAGCUGCAAGCAGCCGCCUCUGCUGCCGCCUCCGGCGCUGCGGCAGGGCCCGCGGCAGCAGCGCCGGAGCCUGCUGAGCCGCCUGCCAAGAAGCCCCGGGGCAGCAGCAAGGGGGCUGGCAAGGCUGCUGGGAAGGGCGGCUCACGCAAGCGGGCCUCCGCCGCCAGCGACGAGCAGGAGCCGCCGCGUCGGCGCGGCUGGCCGCCAAAGAAUGCAGCGGCGCCGCCCCAGCGCGACCAGCAGGGUGCUGCGCCGCCGCCCUCUCAGCAGCAGCAGCAGUCAUGGCGGCUGUCGCCCAGCCAGGCGCAGCCCAGCAGUCAGCAGCUGCGCCGGCGGCAUGCCACCCAGCAGAAGCAGGAAGGCUCCAAUCGCGCGGGCCCCAGCCAGCCGGCUGUCCUCCCCGGCGGCGGUGACAGCGAUGACGACGCAUUCAGGGAACCGGGCCCCAGCCAGCGUGGGCCCAGCCAGCGUGGGCCCAGCCAGCGUGGGCCCAGCCAGCAGGGCAGGGGGCGGCCGGCACAGCGCAAGGAGAACGACUGCAGCGAUGUGCCAGACCCAGAGGGCGCGCCGGCAGCGGGGGUUGUCAAGCGUGUGGAGCUGCAGCAUUUCAUGUGCCACACCCACCUGGCCAUAGACCUGUGCCCCAACGUCAACCUGCUGACGGGCGCCAACGGCAGCGGCAAGAGCGCGGUGCUGCAGGCGCUGCAGUGCUGCCUGGGGGCGCGCGCCUCCGACACGGGGCGGUACCGUGCCAUGAAGAAGUUUGUGCAGCGCGGCCAGGCGCAGGCGGUCAUCAAGGUCACCCUGUGGAACACCGGCCCCGAGGCCUACCGCCGCUCGCUGCUGGGGCCCGAGGUCACUGUGGUGCGCAAGAUCAACGACACCACAGGCGGCGGCUACGAGAUCCUGGACUGCAAGGGCCGCUUGGCGCUCAAGGGGGUCCGGCAGGCCAAGGAGCUGAUUGAGGAUCUGAGCAUCGAUGCCUCCAACCCAGCCAUCGUCCUCACGCAGGACAUGGCGCGCAGCUUUGCUGGGGAGAAGACUGAGGGGGACAAGUUCAGGGGCUUCAUGCAGGCCACCCACUUUGAGACGACCCGGGAGCACCUGCAGAGCGCGUGCGAGCGCGUGGGCUGCAUGCAGGAGAAGCUGGAAGCCAUCGCCGCCAGCAUCGAGGCCCUGCAGCAGACGGUGGCGGACAAGGAGUCGCUGCUGGAGCAGCUGCGAGGUACGCUGCAGUACGGUACAGCACCGUACGGUGCAGUAGGGUAUGCCUAUGGCGUAUUUUGCGGAUGGUUGCUCUCUGUGGGGCGUGGCGUUGACGGCCGGCUCCGCGGCCUGCUCCCGGGCGCUGCUGGUGCAGAGGUCAAGGCGUGGCAGGACCAUUACGACAAGCUGGUCAAGUGCCUGCAGUGGGCGCCAGUGGAAAGUCUCGAAAAGGGCAUCGCGAUGCUGCGCGAGGCGCUGCACGACACCUUCCCCGCCAAGCAGCAGGCGCACGCCGCCCAGGCAGCCAGCUACCAGCAGCAGCUGGCGACGAUCGAGGCGUCCCUGGAUGAGCAGCAGCGGCUGCUGCAGGAGGCCAGCGCCGCGGCGGAGGGGCACGACCGCCAGGUGCACCGCCUGCGGGAGGAGGCCAAGGGGAAGCGGGAGGAGGUGCGGGGCUGGCAGCGCCAGCUGGGCGAGCACCAGGCGCGGGUGCAGGAGCUGGAGGAGGAGCGGGCGGCGCUGGAGGAAGCUAACCAAGAGGUGGCCGAGGACUUCAUGCGCAGUACGCAGGAGGCGGUGGCGGGCCACCGGCAGCGGGUGGCGGCAUGCCGCGACCGGUGCGAGCGUGCGGGGGUGGCGGCCAGCGGGGCCAGGCAGUACCGCGCGGAGCGGGAGGCCGCGCUGGCGGCGGCGCGGGAGGGCGUGCUGGCGGCGGAGCGGUCGCUGGUGGAUGGCCAGAACCGGCUGCGCCGCGUGGAGGGCGACCUGCAGCGCCUGCAGGCCUCGCAGGAGACGCCGCUGGCCAAGUUUGGCGGGCAGGGGACGGUGGAGCUUGCCGCCGCGGUGGAGGCGGCGGUGCGCGCGGGGCGCUUCCGCCACCGCCCCAUCCUGCUCGGCUCCCAGCUCAGCCUGGCCGACGAGCGGUGGGGGGUGGCGGUGGAGGCCGCCAUGGGGCGCACCCUGAGCUGGUGGAUCGUGGACAACCACGCAGACGCCGCGCUGCUCAAGGCGAGCGCCGCUGCAUGCAUGCACGCGCUCGCGCUGGCAGGCCCCUGCAUGCUGGACCUGCGCGGCGGCCUGCGGCUCGCCCCGCAGGGCUUCUCCGUCAUCGUGGCCUCGUACGCACACCCGCGCCACACCAUCCCGCCCCACAUGGUGCCGCCCGAGGGCGUGCCCACAUGCCUGCGCUUGCUGCGCAUCCAGGAGGGCCCCGCCGCCCACGUGGUGCACAACGUGCUGGUGGACCACGCCUCGGUGGAGCGCACGCUGCUGACGCACACGCACCGCGAGGCCAAGGAGCGCGCCCGUGACCGGGACUUCUGGCAGCAGUACCGCAUCGCCAACGCCUUUGCCAAGGAUGGGUCCAAGGCGUACCGCCGCGGCGCCUCUGAGUUCUCGCUGCCGCCAGACAGCUCCCGCCCGCUGCGCCCGCGCCUCGUGCGCGACCUCAGCCAGCAGCUGGCGGAGUGCCGGGGCGAGCUGGAGGAGGCGCAGGCAAGCCUCUGCAGCAGGCAUCGGGGCUGGACCGCCGUGGCGGCGCUGCAGGCGACCGUGUUUGAGCAGCGGCAGCAGGCGGCGGAGGCGCAGCAGGACCUGCAGCGCGCGGAGCAGGCGUUCCAGGCCUCGCUGCGCGAGAAGCAGACGCUCGACACCCAGUACCAGGAGGCCCUCAGCCAUCAGCCGCUGGACGUGGAUGUGGGAGCCGGCGACGGCGAGGCGGCGCAGCGCCUGGCCCAGCUGGGCAACCAGAUUGCCGAGGCGGAGGUGCAGGCGGAUGUGGCGGAGGAUGCCCUCAAGGCGGCGCAGGCGGAGCUGGAGCGUCUGGCGCGGAAGCUGCUCGAGGCGCGGGCGGUACCGCAGCAAGUGGCUGAGCAGCUGGCCACGUGCCGCGACGCCAUCACCACGCUAGCCGCAGAGAAGGAGGGAGUGGCGCAGGCGCUGGCGGAGGCGCGCGAGGCUUCGGCCGGCGUGCUUCAGAAGAUGGCGGUGGUGGCCGCCAAGCUGGCGGAGGCGGAGGGCCACUUUGAGCAGAGCCUGCGGGACGCGGAGGGCGUGUGCAGCCGGGAGGAGGCGGCGGCGAUGCGGGCGCAGCUGGUGGCGGAGUGGCACAAGGAAGGGCAGAGCGAGGAGGCGAUCCGGGGCCUGCUGGAGCAGCCAGCCAUGGAGCGGCGGGUGGCGCAGGUGGAGCACAAGAUUGUGAAGCGCGAGGCGGAUGCGCAGAGCUCGUACGACCAGCUGGAGGUGGAACUGGCAGACCUGCGCAACAAGCUGGCCAAGCGGCGGCUGCGGCACGCAGAGGGGGAGGAGGCGCUCCGGGAGUGCGAGAGCGGGUGCCACAUACGCCGCAGGAAAUUCAAGGAGAUUCGGUACAACGUGUCCACCAACUUGUCCAAGUCGUUCCAGCGGUACCUGGGGUACCGCCAGCACUGCGGGUCCAUCGACGUGGACUACAAGCGCGAGCGGCUGGUGUUCAAGUUCAUGGACGCCAUCAACCGCCGCCUGGCCCUCGAGUUCCUGCUGCAGUUUGCGUGGCGCAACCCGGAGCGCCAGGUCCUGCUGCUCACGCCCCAGGACGUGUCGGUGCUGGAGGAGGCCAAGGGGCACGUGGAGAAGCAGCUGAACCGCAGCCUGCCGCCCAACUUCAUCAAAAUCCAGCGUAUGCGCGCGCCGCGCGACCGCCAGCAGCAGCAGGAGCAGGCGGCAUAGAGCGCACGGCGCACGCCGCGCAGCAGCCAGCAGCAGCCGGCGAGUGCGCCCGUCGGUUGCCUGCGGCUGUGCCUGACACCGCAGUUUUGUCUUGUGCCCUCAGCCUGCAACAUGGCUGUUGUAUGUGGCACCCUUAGCUUGUUUCGGUUUGCUCUCCUGACCCCAGUUCAACUCUUUGCAAGUUGCCAACCCUGUACCUGCCUCACCGACCCAUCAUCCGGCCCUGCCUGCGGCUGGCCAGAAGUUUUCCCGACCCCAUGAACCCUGCUUGAACGCAGCGCGCGCUGCGCCUGCUGUUGUGGACCCCAAACCUGGAAGCUUUCCUUACAUGGG
Chlorella variabilis is the source of this 4380-nucleotide messenger RNA. RefSeq lists its product as hypothetical. Gene Ontology annotation, biological process: double-strand break repair via homologous recombination. NCBI's taxonomy places the organism in Eukaryota, Viridiplantae, Chlorophyta, Trebouxiophyceae, Chlorellales, Chlorellaceae. The transcript is spliced from 19 exons. Bases 1 to 4047 code for a protein of 1348 amino acids. Gene Ontology annotation, molecular function: damaged DNA binding; single-stranded DNA binding; ATP hydrolysis activity. The record is from RefSeq and is a predicted model, not a curated record. Gene Ontology annotation, cellular component: site of double-strand break; nucleus; Smc5-Smc6 complex.